Molecule: messenger RNA, 141 nt
Organism: Sclerotinia sclerotiorum 1980 UF-70
Lineage: Eukaryota; Fungi; Ascomycota; Leotiomycetes; Helotiales; Sclerotiniaceae
Exons: 1
Coding region: 1-141 (46 amino acids)
Source: RefSeq, a predicted model, not a curated record
AUGGCUGAGUGGAUACUGGGAUGGUUCAAGGUGGUGUUGGUAAAUAGAUCAAGUAAAUACUCUGUGAAGAAGUAUCAAAUACGACUCAGCCUCCUCGAAACAUCCACAGCCUUCACCUGCUUCCAAGACGAUACCCACUAG